Vombatus ursinus (common wombat) is the source of this 1922-nucleotide messenger RNA. RefSeq names its product thymidine phosphorylase (gene TYMP). Gene Ontology annotation, molecular function: pyrimidine-nucleoside phosphorylase activity; 1,4-alpha-oligoglucan phosphorylase activity. The transcript has 11 exons. The record is from RefSeq and is a predicted model, not a curated record. Gene Ontology annotation, cellular component: cytosol. Lineage: Eukaryota; Metazoa; Chordata; Mammalia; Diprotodontia; Vombatidae. The coding region runs from base 238 to 1641 and encodes 467 amino acids. Gene Ontology annotation, biological process: pyrimidine nucleobase metabolic process; pyrimidine nucleoside metabolic process.
GGGAGAGGGAGGUAAAACAGCCUUGGUGAAGGGGCAGGGCAAUCAGUGGGCAGGGACCGGGACACACCGGAGGCACGUCAGAAAAAAACAGAGAGGAAAACUAGAGCUAAGUAGAGAAUUUGAGACUGAGACUGGGAGAGGAGAGCCACUCAAAGACUGAUCAGGAGGCAGUGGCCAAGCCAGGCACCUGGGGAGGACCCAAGUAAUUGUGAUUGGCACGUGUGGAAGAACCCAAGGAUGGCAGCGACGGACGGGGCAGGGCCAGACUCCAGCCCCCAGAAGCCUCGAUCCAUCCCAGAGCUGAUUAGGAAGAAGCGAGAUGGGGAUCGCCUGGAAGACGAAGAGAUUCGGAGCUUUGUUCGAGGGGUGACAGAGGGGACGGUGCAGCAGGCCCAGAUAGGAGCCAUGCUGAUGGCUAUCCGACUGCAAGGCAUGGACCUGGGUGAGACAGAGAUCCUGACCCGAGCACUGGCUGAGUCUGGGCAGCAGCUUCAGUGGCCCGAGGCCUGGGGACCGCUGCUGGUGGACAAGCAUUCGACCGGUGGCGUGGGGGACAAAGUCAGCCUGGUCUUGGCACCUGCUCUGGCUGCUUGCGGCUGCAAGGUGCCAAUGAUCAGUGGGCGGGGACUGGGACACACCGGGGGCACGCUGGACAAGCUGGAAGCCAUCCCAGGCUUCUCAGUGGUACAAAGUCCAGAGCAGAUGCGGGAGCUGCUGGAGCACGCAGGCUGCUGCAUUGUGGGGCAGAGUCAGGAGCUGGUCCCUGGAGAUGGAAUCCUUUAUGCCAUCCGGGAUGUGACUGCCACAGUGGACAGCCUCCCCCUCAUCACAGCCUCCAUCCUCAGUAAGAAGGCUGUGGAGCAACUCUCGACCCUGGUGGUGGAUGUGAAAUUUGGGCAAGCGGCCAUCUUCCCAAGCCAAGAAGGCGCUCGAGAGCUUGCCCAGGCCCUGGUGGGAGUGGGGGCCCGUCUGGGGAUCCAGGUGGCAGCUGCACUGAGUGCCAUGGACAGCCCUCUGGGCUGCUGUGUGGGCCAUGGGCUCGAAGUGGAGGAGGCCUUACGGUGCCUGGAGGGAGGCGGUCCCCCGGACUUACGGGACCUCAUCACCCAGCUAGGAGGAUCCCUGCUGUGGCUGAAUGGACAAGCCCCAACCUUGGCCCAGGGGGCAGCCCAGGUCGGGGCCACGCUGGACAACGGCUCUGCUUUGCGUCGGUUCCAGGCCAUGCUGGAGGCCCAGGGGGUGGCUCCUAAGCUGGCCCAAGCCCUUUGCUCAGGAUCUCCUGCCCAGCGCCAAGGCCUGCUCCCCACAGCCCCCACCAAGGAGGAGCUGAGAACAGUUUCAGAGGGCACCGUGGAGAAGAUCCAGGCCCUGCCCCUGGCCCAGGUUCUCCAUGAGCUGGGGGCUGGCCGAAACAAGGCAGGAGAGCCCCUCCACCAUGAUGUGGGGCUGGAGCUGCUGGUGAGCACAGGACAGAGAGUCACUGCAGGCACACCCUGGAUUCGAGUCCACCACAAGGGCCCAAGCCUGAGUCCGAAGCACCAGCAGAAGCUGCAGGAGGCCCUGACGCUGUCCAGCAGGGAGCCCUUCGUGCCAGACCCCUGCUUCAGGGAGCUCAUCCUCCCGCCUUCCAUGAGGGGCUGAGCCGGACAGAGCCGGACUGCGGGCUCCGGAGGCGCCCUUCUCUCCAGGGCGUCCGGCCAAGCCACGGUCCCCCGCAUCGGCCAGUCUGGCCCCCCACUCCCUCUCUUCCCUGACUUGACCUCCCACCCAGACCGGCUCUCCAGACACGUCCGGCCUUCGUCUCUGUCCCCCCGGAUGCCUUCCAAACGGGGGCUUUCCCUGCAGCUGCUGCUGCCCGGGCCCCUUGCUGGGGGGGGGGGUCUUCUCCCCGGGAAUAAACUGCCCAUUUGGGCAUGAACUCA